CAGGAAACUAUUCAGUUAGUUUAGGGGAAUGAAACCUGAGACCUGAAAUAAUCUUCAAGCAGCUGGUCACUGGACUGGGUGGAGGAGAGUGAGGAGGGGGAAGAUAGGUCUAAAUGAGGAAGCAAAGUGCUGGUUAUUCUAAUUCUGAGAAGGGCUCUUGAGUUCAUUCAUUGAGCUCUGGGUCAGGCACUGGGUUUUAGGGACACAGCUGUGAAUGCUAGAAAGGUGAAAACAGGUAAUUGUCAGAUGUAUCAUAAAAAUAUAAAGCUUACAGCAGUACACUUUAGGUGAUGAUAGUGCUAUGGAAAACAAUAAUUCCUGGCUGGGGGUGGAUUGUGGUGAAGAUGGGGGAGGAAGUUUAUUAUUUUAUAGAGGUGCAUUAAGGUGAUUUUUUUUCUAGUACUGGAGAUUGAACCCAGGAAUACUUUACCAUUGAUAUACAUCCCCAGCCUUUUUUAUUUUUUGAGAAAGGAUCUUAUUAAGUUUUUGAGGCUGGCCUUGAACUUGUGUGUGACUGGGAUUACACCUGGCUAGAGUACCUUUUCUAAGAUCUUGAUAUUUGUGCAGAGAUUUUAGGGAAGUCACUUUCUAUUAGUGUCAUUAUAUUAAGGGGGCUUUCUAGACAAAGGACAUAUGCAGUUUGAGAUGCCUUUUAAACAAAAAUGUUGUAUGAAAACUGGCAAUACCUGUCUAAAGUUUAUGCAAGAAAUUUGAGCUGAUGACUCAUAUUGAGGGCUGAGAGUGAGGGCUGGGGGUAUAGUUUGGUGGUACAGGGCAUGCUUAGCCCUCAGUUUGAUCUCCAGCACCAAGGCAAAAUAAAACAAAAAAAAAUAUGAGAGUGGGUGAGGUUACUUAGGGAAUGAGCAUAAAUGAAGAAGGGAGUAGUUCCCAUAGUCAAGUCCUGGGCCAUUAUAGUGUUGAGAGUUUGGGGAGAUAGGGAUGAUCAGCAAGGAAGACCAAGAAAGAACUGCCAGUGAGAUGGAAAAAGAACUAAGUUCCAGUGUAUUUGGAAAGUGAAAUGGACAGCAAGUUUCCAAGAUGAAGGGAUUAACUGUGUGAAGUGCUGAUGAUCAAUAUGAAGACUGUCGAUCACCUUGAUUAGGUCAAUUUUGAUGGAGAGUGGGGGACAUGUGCCUAAGUGAAGUGAACUUUAAAUAAUAGGAAAUAAGGAAUUGGAGACUGGGUAGAGAUGACUUUGGGUGUUGUGCUGCAACAAGGAGCAGCUGGAGGGAAAUGCAGUGGUGCUGUAGUUGGAGAAGUGUGGAUUCAAAUGCAGGUUUUGCUUUGUUUUUUAAGAUGGAUAAAUUACAACAUGUACCUAUGCUGAUGGAAAGAAUUCAGUGGAGAGGAAGAGAUUGGUGAUGUAGGAGAAAAAAGAAAGGCUGGAAUUGAGUCCCUGAACAGGCAAGGGUGCUCAAGAGUCUGCAGUCUCUAGUCAGUCUUUGGGAGAAACUGGAUUGGACUGAGCCCUGGCACAGAGUCAGGGAGGUCAACAGUGUGGGAAGUUGGAGAGACCCAGCUGGAUGUGACCUUCAGGACAGAAUGGUGCUGGACUCGGGGGCUCAGGUGUAUGAGCAGGCACCCCCCAGUCUGCCUGCCAGUCCCCAGUCCCUGCACCAUAGGCUAAAGAGCCCAGACCGAGAUGGGCCACCCCUGUACCCCUGGCCUCAGUCCCUGGCUGUGCCUUUGGCUCUGGCAGUCCCCUCAGGGCUACAGCCCCAGCCUGAGCAGCAGCCCUUCUCAAAACUGCAUUUGGGCCGUGGCCACAUGCGAAGGAGUGAGAGCACCUACACUGUAAACAGUGCUGGCUGUCGAGGGCGUGGCACCCGGGGACCAGCCCCUCCUGGACAGGGACGGGGUGCAGGUAGGGGUACCCUGCGGGCUGCAGCCUCUCUGCCUCACAUUGCUAAGACUCGAAGGGAUGCAGGUGGUGGUACCAAGAGCCCCUGUAUGUUGGUGGCACUGAGGCCAACCAAUAUGGACCGUGAGAGGGACAAGUUCUUCCAGUCCCAUUACACCUACAACCCACAGUUCGAGUACCAGGAGCCCAUGCCCACCACUGUGCUGGAGAAGUACUGUGAGGCCUCUGGACAGUUCAUCCAUCAGGCAGUUGGAAUCAUUGAGGCUGUUCUGGAGAAGUUUGGCACCUAUGAACACUUUGAGGCUGCCACCGGGGGCCAGCUGCUGACUAAGUGCCAGAUUUGGUCCAUUGUGCGCAAAUACAUGCAGAAAGAGGGAUGCGUUGGAGAGGUUGUGGUGCAGCUGAGUGAGGACCUGCUGUCUCAGGCUGUGAUGAUGGUGGAGAACAGCCGACCCACACUGGCCAUCAACCUGACUGGAGCUCGCCAAUACUGGUUGGAGGGCAUGCUUCGCCAUGAGAUAGGCACUCACUACCUGCGGGGCGUGAACAAUGCACAGCAACCGUGGCACAGCACCGAGGGCCGGUUGCAGUAUGGGCUGCGGCCAGCCAAUCCCACGGAGGAGGGUCUGGCCAGCUUGCACAGCGUGCUGUUUCGCAAGCAGCCAUUUUUGUGGCGCGCAGCUCUGCUCUACUACACCAUCCAUCGCGCCGCGCGCAUGUCCUUCCGCCAGCUCUUCCAGGACCUGGCGCGCUACGUGCAGGACGCUGACGUUCGCUGGGAGUACUGCGUGCGCGCCAAGCGUGGCCAGACCGACACUUCCAAGCCUGGCUGCUUCAGCAAGGACCAAGUGUACCUGGACGGCAUCGUGCGUAUUCUGCGGCACCGCCAAACCAUUGAUUUCCCACUGCUGACCUCGCUGGGCAAGGUCUCCUAUGAGGAUGUGGAUCACCUACGGCCCCAUGGGGUGCUGGAUAAUACCCGAGUGCCCCACUUCAUGCAGGACUUGGAACGCUAUCGGCAGCAGCUGGAGCACAUCAUGGCAACCAAUCGCCUGGAUGAAGCAGAGCUGGGCCGCCUGCUGCCUGAUUGAUGUUUAUUGAGGGCUGUCAGCAGAAGUCCUAUGCAGAGGCCUCCAGAUCAGCCCCCAGAAUAAGAAGCUGAUUGCUCUGUGCUUCUACAGCCUGGGUGUUUCUUGGGGGCAUUGGGAGGCCAGGAGCAUUCUGGAAGGACAGGCAGCAGCAUCAGAGGUUUUUGUCCCUUGAUAGUCUUCCUGGUGCCUGUGGACCAGGCAGCAUUUCUGGCAAAUUGUUGAGCAGAGGGGAGUCCUGGGGACAGGGGGGGGGGGUGUUGAGUGUUAAUGGGAAUAAGGGGUGGUUUGGGAGUAGAAACUUGUUUUUGCAUGAGAUGCUUUGGGUGUCCAAUAUUCCAGUCUGUCCCUUCCCCCACCUUGCCCCUUGGUGCUCCUUCAGCAUUCCUGCUGUCUACCUCUUACUGGGUCCUGGUGGGGGUUGGGAUCCCUUCUUCUGGGGUGAUUGCCUGCGCCUGGGGUUGGCUUUCACACAGGCUCAAAGGGCAGGGGUCCUGAUGGUAUAGACCCAGCUGGGCUGGGGUUUGCUUUCCAGCAUUUUUGCCUCUUUCACUGGUCAUGUGUUUAUUCAAUACUUUUGUGUUCUACUGCCUGGAGCUUGGAGGUAACAGUGGAGGGACAGGACACUACUGGAAGGUAUCAAUUGUUUCUACUUUACCUUCAUUAUACACACAUGGACACAUACAUGCUGGGCUUCAGGUCUUGUGCAUCGAGCCCAAAAGCUCACCUGACCCUUGCACUGGCCUCUGCUCUUCCUGUCUUUUCCCACACUUUCCCAGUUGGUCUUAGGCAAGAGUUGGCAUAGCCUGGGAGCAGCCACCCGCAGGCCCAUUAGGUUUAUUGUCCUGGGCCAGGAGAAAUACACAGCUGAUUGUUGCUUAGACUCAGCUACGUGAGGUUGACCCAGUCCCAUUCCUAUCCCAGGCCUUAGUUUUCCCAUCUAUAAAACUUGGAAACACAGCUGGAGAGUUCUUAUUCAUUUAGUCAACACAUAUGUAUAGAGCACCUUGUGCCAGUUACUGGUUAAAAUUCUCACUGAACUCCCAGUUCAGAGGGAAGCCAGACAAUUAAAACGGCAAUUAAAAUUA
This is a messenger RNA of Marmota monax (woodchuck), 4037 nucleotides long. It is a transcript of the gene Matcap1, whose product is annotated as microtubule associated tyrosine carboxypeptidase 1. The record is from RefSeq and is a predicted model, not a curated record. The transcript is spliced from 7 exons. Lineage: Eukaryota; Metazoa; Chordata; Mammalia; Rodentia; Sciuridae. The coding region runs from base 1543 to 2952 and encodes 469 amino acids.